AUUCAGAUUAUGGAAAGAGUGACUAAAAGCAAACAUUUUGAACGGAAAAAAAUGCGAUCAAAAAUGAAAACAUCAAGCUUUAAACUGAAGGAUAACUUGACGGCUAAAAAUGCUGAACGAGAGAGAAGUCGAGUGAAGAGUUUACGGCAGGCCUUCCAACGCCUUCAGCUCUGUCUGCCUUCAGUGCCGCCCAACACAAAGCUCUCUAAACUGGAUGUCCUUAUUUUGGCCACAAAUUACAUCUCAUAUCUCAGUAAAAUGGUUGCUACCGAUGAAGACAACGAUGUGAACGUCAACACCGCUUUUGAAUGCGACCUCAAGUUUUUGCAUCCAAUCAAAAAGUGGCCCAUGAGAUCACGUCUGUAUUCAAUGACAGAAUCAAUGGAUACUAAUUCACACUCAGUUGAAGAACCAAUAAAUACAAUUCAAUCGUAUUUUGAUUUUGAUUCAAUCAAUUAUUCCUCUUUAAUCUCUUAAGC
Messenger RNA from Oppiella nova, 479 nucleotides. The record is from the annotation of a GenBank genome assembly. Lineage: Eukaryota; Metazoa; Arthropoda; Arachnida; Sarcoptiformes; Oppiidae.